This is a messenger RNA of Dreissena polymorpha, 5850 nucleotides long. RefSeq lists its product as uncharacterized. Gene Ontology annotation, molecular function: DNA binding; protein binding. The transcript is spliced from 16 exons. The record is from RefSeq and is a predicted model, not a curated record. Bases 49 to 5850 code for a protein of 1933 amino acids. Gene Ontology annotation, biological process: DNA recombination; DNA integration. NCBI's taxonomy places the organism in Eukaryota, Metazoa, Mollusca, Bivalvia, Myida, Dreissenidae.
UUACAGGUACUUCUUAAAUGUACGCCUGGUACUCUGAAGUAUACUUCAAUGUACCCCAGAAUGACACAUACACAGAAAAGUGUGGCGGCCUCCAAAAUGUUCAAAAUGAGAAAACGAAAGACAGAAAGCAAUACCUGGGAAAGUGACCUUAAAAGCGAGAGUACAAUUAGAAAGGACUUUGAUUCCAAAACCCAAACUUGCGUAAACACAAUAUCGGCUAGGGUAAGUCCAGAGACAUUAAAUUCAGACCAAACAAUAGAUUACUUCAACUCUGUUUCUGUCAAAAUUGAGACUGAUGAAUGGUAUAAUACGGCUUCUGAUUUCUAUUCUGUGUGUGCCAAAUCAGAACAGGUUUUAUGUGAAGACAGACAUCCAGAUUGCAACAAACAAGAUGCCUUCAAUUUAGUACAUGAACAAACAGGAUGUUUACAUUAUAUGGAUCAGGAUAACACCAAGCAAGAUGGCUUCACAUAUGAAUGUGUGAAGUCAGAACAGACGGAAUGUGAAGUUAUGCAUCAAGAUUUCACAAGACAAGCUGUAUGUGUGAACGAAAAUACGACUGCGCAUGAAUAUACAGUACAAUUUCAGCUCACUUCUGUAUGUGGGAAAACAAAACAGUCUCUUAAUCCAAAUACAGACCAGAUUUAUCCAACAACUAAUGACAUCAAUUAUGAAUGUGGUUUAGCUAAACAGUAUAUAAAGACAGAAACAAACACUGGAAAUACAACAGAAAAUGAUCACAAUGCUUUAUGUGAUCAUACAUGUUCAAACACACCUGAAAAUCAAGCUAAACUGACCGACCUUAAUUCUGUAUUUCUGACAAGGAAAUGGAUUGAACUUUCAAAAGUUGACCAAUAUUGUGCUACUGAUUUUUAUUCCUUGUGUGCCAAAUCAGAACAGGUUCUAUGGGAAGAGAGACAUCAAGAUUGCAACAAACAAGAUGGUCUCAAUUUAGUACAUGAACAAACAGGAUCACAAUGUUUACAGAUUGACCGAGAUUACGCUAAACAAGAUGGCUUCACCUCUGAAUGUGUGAAAUCAGAACAGGCAGAAUGUGAAGUUAUACAUCAUGAUGUAACCAGACAAGCUUGCUUCAAUUCAGUAUAUGUGAACAAAAACACGACUUCCAAUUCAAAUGCACAAGAUAAGUUGCAUUCUGUAUGUGUGACAACAAAAGAGUCUCUAACUCCAAUUAUAGACCAGAGUUAUAUAACAACAGAUGACUUCAAUAAUGAAUGUGGUAUAGUUAAACAGUAUAUAAAGACAGAAACAGACAAUGGAAAUACAACAGCAAAUACAAGUACACAUUCAAAAACACCAGAGAAUCAAGCUAAACUGGCCGACCUAAAUUUUGUAUUUCUGACAAGACAAGAGAUUGAACUUUCAAAUGAUGGCCAGUAUUGUGCUAAAUCAGCUGUGGGCGGAGGGACAAUACAAAUGGACCAAAACUCCAACCAUAAUGUUCCAACACAUUCGAACUCGGAAAAAGAUGACUCAUUUUUAUUUGCACGUUAUAGGAACACCCAUGGCUGGCGAGCGAUUCGGGGGCAUUCAGAUAAUGCUGUGACAAGGAAUGCCUCCCUUUCCCUGGAACCGGCUAAGAUGAAAUUGGAGGAAAAGGGUGACCAUGCGAAGAAUGUAAAGAGAAUGAAAAAAACGAGGACUCCAGAAAAAGACAAUACAGAGUACAGUCUUCAAGAGAGGAACCCAGCCAGCUGUACGAACCUGGAACCUCCAGAUAAUGACCAUUUUCUCUACUGUGGAGAAUGCAACAAGGAGUUUGAAGGUGAAUGUCCUGUCCAUGGACCCUACCACUACAUACAGGAUAAAGAGGUGCCAGAAGAAGUCCUUCGAAAAGCUGAACAUUCCAUGCCAGAUUGCCUUGAAAUCAAAACGUCCAAAAUAGCUGGAGCUGGUCUUGGAGUGUUUUCCGAUGAGAGACUGAAAUCCAGGAUAAUGUUUGGACCGUGUGAGGGCGAUAUCAUCACUGACAACCAUAAGUCCGCAUAUUGCUGGAAGAUCUACGGAUUUGAUGCAAGGGUUCUGGACGAUACAUUUGAAAAUGUAACUUCUAAUGAAGUAGCCAGCAUUCCGACUCCUGAACUAAAUGAAGAAUUUGAGGACAUUGACAUUUGCACGGUUAAAAAACGUAUUUUAGAGCAAGGAAACAAAGCAACAUUGAAAAAAACAAAAAAUGACGUUGACAAAUUUAAAAGAUUCCUGAAAUUAAAAGGCGAGAGCAGAGAACUGCAUGUACUUGAUGUUGAUAUUUUAGAUGAAUAUGUGGCAAAUUUCAUUCUUUCAUGCAAGACCAAGUCAGGAACAGAUUACGAACCCUCUAGUAUUAGAAACAUCAUGUCAAGCAUAGAUAGGGAACUAAAACACCACAAAUAUCCAUAUCUGAUCAUGUCGAACACUGGCCCUGAGUUCAGACUAUCGAGGGAUGCCUUCGCAGCAAGGUCCAAGAGUCUAAAGGGACAAGGCAAAGGUAACAAACCGAAAGCUGCUUCUCCAUUGACUGACGACGAGAUUGAGGCUUUAUACCAGAAACAAAUUCUUGGUUGUCAGACUCCCAGUUCCUUGCUGAAUACCAUGUGGUAUAACAACUGUGUCCACUUUGGCCUUCGGCGAACCAUGGAGCAGUAUACUCUCUGCUGGGAAGACGUUACCCUCAGAACGGCAGCAGAUGGCACGGAGUUCCUGGAACUGAAUGAGCGCCAGACCAAAACAAGGAAAGAGGAUGACUUUUCCAACAUAAGGAAAGUGCCACCUAGGAUGUAUGCCACACAAGAUGACAGAUGCCCCAUCGCAGCCUACAAGUUGUUUGCCUCUAAGCGACCCAGUGGAUAUUGUCAACCAGGAAGUCCAUUUUACAUUGCGCCUAGGACCUGGGCUUUGACAGGACCAGAUGACCAGUGGUUUAUUAUGCAGAGGGUCGGCCUGAAUAAACUGGGAAGCAUUGUUCAAAGGAUGGCUGAGCAGUGCGGGCUGGACCGUCAGCGCCUGACUAACCACUCUGUUCGCAAGCGAAUGGUCAAAAUGCUCAGGGACGAAAACGUUGCAUCUACUGACAUUAUGCAUUUCACAGGCCACAAAAACAUCCAAUCUGUAUUGAAUUAUUGUGCGAUUACUGAAUCCACACAGAAGGCCGGAUCACACAUCCUGUCUGGGAAAUGGGUUCUGGACGAUACAUUUGAAAAUGUAACUUCUAAUGAAGUAACCAGCAUUCCGACUCCUGAACUAAAUGAAGAAUUUGAGGACAUUGACAUUUGCACGGUUAAAAAACGUAUUUUAGAGCAAGGAAACAAAGCGACAUUGAAAAAAACAAAAAAUGACGUUGAAAAAUUUAAAAGAUUCCUGAAAUUAAAAGGCGAGAGCAGAGAACUGCAUGUACUUGAUGUUGAUAUUUUAGAUGAAUAUGUGGCAAAUUUCAUUCUUUUAUGCAAGACCAAGUCAGGAACAGAUUACGAACCCUCUAGUAUUAGAAACAUCAUGUCAAGCAUAGAUAGGGAACUAAAACACCACAAAUAUCCAUAUCUGAUCAUGUCGAACACUGGCCCUGAGUUCAGACUAUCGAGGGAUGCCUUCGCAGCAAGGUCCAAGAGUCUAAAGGGACAAGGCAAAGGUAACAAACCGAAAGCUGCUUCUCCAUUGACUGACGACGAGAUUGAGGCUUUAUAUCAGAAACAAAUUCUUGGUUGUCAGACUCCCAGUUCCUUGCUGAAUACCAUGUGGUAUAACAACUGUGUCCACUUUGGCCUUCGGCGAACCAUGGAGCAGUAUACUCUCUGCUGGGAAGACGUUACCCUCAGAACGGCAGCAGAUGGCACGGAGUUCCUGGAACUGAAUGAGCGCCAGACCAAAACAAGGAAAGAGGGUGACUUUUCAAACAUAAGGAAAGUGUCACCUAGGAUGUAUGCCACACAAGAUGACAGAUGCCCCAUCGCAGCCUACAAGUUGUUUGCCUCUAAGCGACCCAGUGGAUAUUGUCAACCAGGAAGUCCAUUUUACAUUGCGCCUAGGACCUGGGCUUUGACAGGACCAGAUGACCAGUGGUUUAUUAUGCAGAGGGUCGGCCUGAAUAAACUGGGAAGCAUGGUUCAAAGGAUGGCUGAGCAGUGCGGGCUGGACCGUCAGCACCUGACUAACCACUCUGUUCGCAAGCGAAUGGUCCAAAUGCUCAGGGACGAAAACGUUGCAUCUACUGACAUUAUGCAUUUCACAGGCCACAAAAACAUCCAAUCUGUAUUGAAUUAUUGUGCGAUUGCUGAAUCCACACAGAAGGCCGGAUCACACAUCCUGUCUGGGAAAUGGGUUCUGGACGAUACAUUUGAAAAUGUAACUUCUAAUGAAGUAGCCAGCAUUCCGACUCCUGAACUAAAUGAAGAAUUUGAGGACAUUGACAUUUGCACGGUUAAAAAACGUAUUUUAGAGCAAGGAAACAAAGCAACAUUGAAAAAAACAAAAAAUGACGUUGAAAAAUUUAAAAGAUUCCUGAAAUUAAAAGGCGAGAGCAGAGAACUGCAUGUACUUGAUGUUGAUAUUUUAGAUGAAUAUGUGGCAAAUUUCAUUCUUUCAUGCAAGACCAAGUCAGGAACAGAUUACGAACCCUCUAGUAUUAGAAACAUCAUGUCAAGCAUAGAUAGGGAAAUUAAACACCACAAAUAUCCAUAUCUGAUCAUGUCGAACACUGGCCCUGAGUUCAGACUAUCGAUGGAUGCCUUUGCAGCAAGGUCCAAGAGUCUAAAGGGACAAGGCAAAGGUAACAAACCGAAAGCUGCUUCUCCAUUGACUGACGACGAGAUUGAGGCUUUAUAUCAGAAACAAAUUCUUGGUUGUCAGACUCCCAGUGCCUUGCUGAAUACCAUGUGGUAUAACAACUGUGUCCACUUUGGCCUUCGGCGAACCAUGGAGCAGUAUACUCUCUGCUGGGAAGACGUUACCCUCAGAACGGCAGCAGAUGGCACGGAGUUCCUGGAACUGAAUGAGCGCCAGACCAAAACAAGGAAAGAGGGUGACUUUUCCAACAUAAGGAAAGUGUCACCUAGGAUAUCUAUUAAUGCUGGCAAAGGGAGUCAUUUUGUGGAUGCCAAGAGCAAAGCCACCUCUAACUGGAUGAGAUAUGUGAACUGUGCUAUGACGGAGGCAGAUCGGAACCUUAUAGCAUUUCAGUACAGAGGAGGCAUCUAUUACUGCACCAUGAAGCAAGUUUCACCAGACUCUGGAGAAUGCAAUAAGGAGUUUGAAGGAGACUGCCCUGUCCAUGGACCCUACCACUACAAAGAGGUGCCAGAAGAAGACCCUCUAAAAGCUGAACGCACCUUGCCAGAUUGCCUUGAAAGGAAAACAUCCAAAAAAGCUGGAGCUGGUCUUGGAGUGUUUUCCAAGGAGGGACUGAUAUCCAGGAUCAUGUUUGGACCGUAUGGGGGAGAUAUUAUCACUGACAACCGUAAGUCAGGGUAUUGCUGGCAGGGGGAGAUCUAUAAGGCUGGCAAAGCGAGUCACUUUGUGGCUGCCAAGAACAAGACCACCUCUAACUGGAUGAGAAACGUGAACUGUGAUAUGACGGAGGCAGAUCGGAACCUUGUAGCAAUCCAGUACAGAGGAGGCAUCUAUUACUGCACAUUAAAGCCAGUUUCACCAGGUGAGGAACUGCUGGUAUGGUACAGAGAUGAAUUCGUCAGAGAACUUUGCCAUAUCAGAGACAAGAACUUGUCAAUCAGUUAUUCAAAUAUAAACAGUGGUCACUUUGUGGAACACAUGAGUAUAAAAACAGUAGAGAGACCGUACAAGUGUGAGGAGUGUGGUUGUGCAUUCAAACAGAGUGGAGAGAGACCGUACAAGUGUUAG